Messenger RNA from Alosa alosa (allis shad), 2321 nucleotides. Its product is annotated as far upstream element-binding protein 2-like. Gene Ontology annotation, biological process: regulation of DNA-templated transcription. NCBI's taxonomy places the organism in Eukaryota, Metazoa, Chordata, Actinopteri, Clupeiformes, Clupeidae. Bases 119 to 2164 code for a protein of 681 amino acids. Gene Ontology annotation, molecular function: mRNA binding. The record is from RefSeq and is a predicted model, not a curated record. The transcript has 18 exons. Gene Ontology annotation, cellular component: cytoplasm; nucleus.
ACUCGCCCCUCCCCGAUCCUUGAGAGUUUGGGCUCCUGCUUCUGCGCAAGUCAUCGCAACGUUCUGCGUGUUUUACCGGAGUAACUUGGGCUACGGCGAUACUUUCAGUCGAAACGUCAUGUCGGAGUACGGUGCUGCCCCGCCACCGGGAAUUGGUGCCACUCUUGGCGGACAGGCCUCGAUUGGAAACGGUGGAGGAAUCAAGAAAGAUGCCUUUGCAGAUGCAGUGCAGCGGGCCCGGCAGAUAGCUGCAAAGAUUGGGGGCGAUGCAGGAGGGCCACCCAUGAUCAGCCCCUCUUCAGGCGACGCAGGCUUCCCUUUUCCAGUGGCUCAGAAGCGACAGCUGGAGGAUGCCGACCAACCAGAGAGCAAGAAAAUGGCUCCUCAGAGUGACCGAGAUCCAGCAACAGCUCUGGCCAUUGGAGCUCAAUUGGCAGCUCUUGCCCAGCAAAGGCCGGCUACUACCACAGAAGAGUACAGUGUACCUGACAGCAUGGUGGGACUCAUCAUUGGACGCGGCGGGGAGCAGAUCAAUAAGAUCCAGCAGGACUCGGGCUGCAAGGUCCAGAUUGCCGCAGACAGCGGAGGCCUGCCAGAGCGGAGCGUCUCUCUCACAGGCUCCCCUGACUCCAUACAGAAAGCCAAGAUGCUUCUAGAUGAGAUUGUGUCGCGGGGGAGGGGCACUCCCCCGUCCUCUCUCCAAGACUCCACCAACGGCCAGAACGGCUCAGUGCAGGAGAUGAUGAUCCCUGCUGGCAAAGCUGGACUCAUCAUCGGCAAGAGAGGAGAGACCAUUAAACAGUUACAGGAGCGAGCAGGAGUGAAAAUGAUCCUCAUUCAGGACAGCUCUCAGGGACCCAACGUUGACAAGCCCCUGCGCAUUAUUGGGGAGCCAUACAAAGUCCAGCAAGCCAAGGAGCUGGUCCUGGAAAUCCUUAGGGAGAGGGACCAGCCCAGCUACGGAGACCGCAACGACUACGGCUCCCGCAUGGGAGGAGGGGGAGGAGGAGGAGGAGGAGGAGGAGGAGGAGGAGGUGGCAUAGAUAUUCCAGUCCCUCGCCACUCCGUCGGCGUGGUGAUCGGCCGCAACGGCGAGAUGAUCAAGAAGAUCCAGAACGACGCCGGCGUCCGAAUACAGUUCAAGCCAGAUGAUGGCACGACUCCAGACAAGGUUGCGCAUAUCAUGGGGUCACCGGAAUGCUGCGACCACGCUGCACGCAUCAUCAACGACCUAGUGCAGAGUGUUCGCGUGCGAGACGAAGGUCACGGGGGUCCCCCCGGGCCCCCAGGCAUGCCUCCCGGGGGGGGUGGGGGCAGGGACCGCGGUCCGGGCGGCUGGGGUGGGCCGCCGGGCGGCGAGAUGGCCUUCUCCGUGCCCGCCCAUAAGUGCGGCCUGGUGAUCGGGCGUGGUGGCGAGAAUGUCAAGGCCAUCAACCAGCAGACGGGCGCCUUUGUGGAGAUCUCCAACCAGCCGCCGCCCAACGGAGACCCCAACUUCAAACUGUUCAUCAUCCGCGGCCAGCCCCAGCAGAUCGACCACGCCAAGCAGCUCAUCGAGGACAAGAUCGAGGGUCCUCUGUGCCCUGUUGGUCCACCAGGACCAGGGCCCUCUGGUCCGAUGGGCCCCUACAACCCCAACCCCUACAACCCCGGGCCCCCGGGGGCCCCUGGCCCACCCGGUGGUCCAUCAGCUCCGUACCAGUACCCAUCUCAAGGCUGGAACAGUGGCUACCAGCAGUGGCAAGUCCCCUCACCCCAUGAUCCCAAUAAAGGUCCAGCAGGCGAUCCGAAUGCAGCCUGGGCGGCUUACUACUCGCAGUACUACCAGCAGCCACCAGGGGGAGGGCCUGCCCAUGCUCCCGGUGCAAACCCCUCGGCUGCCCCGGCCCCUGCCCCAUCAGAGCAGCCCCAGCUGCAGGCCGGCCAGCCCUCCGCAGGCCAGCCCGACUACACGAAAGCCUGGGAGGAGUACUACAAGAAAAUGGCACAAGCUGGGGGUUCGGCUCAGCAGACGUCGGCCCCAGGCGCUGGUGGAGGAGCUCAGACGGACUACAGUGCGGCCUGGGCAGAGUACUACAGGCAGCAGGCUGCCUACAGCAGCCAAUCUGCAGGACAGACGCCCAGCCAGCCAGCAGGCCCACAGCAAGGCCAGCAGAGCCAGUGAGGUAGCCAGCCGUUUGAAGUGAGGGGGCGAGAGUGAGAGAGUCCUGCACCUUGCAUGGACGUCUGAAGGCCGUCUCUGAUGUUUCCUGUUGUGUUCUGUUUGCUUUAGUGUUCUUAGGGGGAAGUUGUUUUUUUUUUAAUAAAAAUGUCUGAAAGGA